GGCGACACAUCCUCCCUCGCUUUCCCCCACACCCCAACCCCACCCUUCCGUCCUCCCCCUUUCCCACGCCAAGAAACCACGCUGCGACCGCCCUCCUCAUCGUCCUCGAUCCCAAUCCCUCCUCGUCACGAUCGCAAACCGACAUCGACCCGUCCAGUCGGCUCCGCAUCGCCAGCCUGCAACUCACUCCUUCGGUGGGCGUGUCUGGUUCGUGCUCCCGCAGCGGAGGCUGGAGCCGAGAUGACAAUGCCGGGCUCUUCGGCGAGGCCGAGCUUCUCGGCCUUCCGCGGUGCCCGGUGGCGCGCCGAUCUCGGCGUCAUCCCCGGCUCCGCCGCCGUCUCCACCGACGAUCUCCGCCGCGCCGCCGCCGACUCCCGCCGGAGAUAUGCUAAUCUGCGGCGAAGGCUGCUAAUAGAUCCCCAUCUUUCCAAGGAUGAAGAAGGUGCCCCUGACUUGAUUGUGGAGAAUCCACUAUCGCAGAGCCCAGGGAGCACUUGGGGCCAAUAUUUCAGGAAUGCAGAGCUUGAGAAAAUGCUUAACCAAGAUCUGUCCCGCCUAUACCCUGAAUUGGGGGACUUCUUCCAAACAAGCACAUGUCAGUCUAUGCUUGGACGUGUAUUGUUAGUAUGGAGCCUCAGAUACCCAGAGUUUGGUUACAGACAAGGAAUGCAUGAACUCUUAGCUCCUCUUCUCUAUGUACUUCACGCUGAUGUGCAGCACUUCAGACAAGUCAGGGACCUUCAUGAAGAGCUUUUGGGUGAUGAUUUUGAUGGCCAAACUUUUCCAGAUCGUUCAAAGCUGAACAGAAGUGACAGAAAAAACAAUGUUGAGGGUAGAACAGCUAAAUUUAGAAGUUUGUCUGACCUUGAUCCUGAUACUAGAGAUCUUUUCUUGAUCAAUGAUGCAUAUGGAGCAGAGGGUGAGUUGGGUAUUAUUUUAUCAGAAAAGUUUAUGGAGCAUGAUGCUUACUCUAUGUUUGAGAAUUUGAUGAACGGUGCGCAAGGAGUGGUUGCUAUCACUGACUUCUAUUCUCUGAGUCCUGCCCCAGAAUCAAGCACGGGUUUAACACCUGUAAGAGAGGCAUCAUCUGCAAUAUAUCACUUGCUUGCUAGUGUUGAUUCCUCUCUUCAUAGUCACCUUGUGGAGUUAGGAGUUGAACCUCAGUACUUUGCAUUACGAUGGCUCCGCGUCCUAUUUGGUCGUGAGUUUUCACUUGACAGUCUUCUGUUUAUUUGGGAUGAGAUCUUAUCUUCUCCUAACCAUUCUUAUUGUACUGAAAUCAUGAGUAGGGCUGAUUAUCAGUUUAAAGUGUUAUGUUCUCCCCGUGGUGCGCUGAUUUUAUCGAUGGCAGUAUCAAUGAUGCUUCAUCUCAGAUCCUCCUUGUUAGGUAGUGAACAUGCGACUUCUUGCCUAGUGAGGUUGUUAAAUUUUCCAGAAGAUAUUGACUUAAAUAACUUAAUUGAGAAAGCCAAGUUACUGCAAUCUUUUGCCCUUGAAGCAAAUCUUCCUUCAUCUCCAAUGAGAGGAAAUUCCCUCUUGACUACACCCAACUAUUGGGAAGAGACAUGGAAGAUUCUCCAGCCAUCAAUGGACCAAAAGGGUGGUGGUGUCUUCAAGAUGAAGGGAAGGGGCUUCUUGAGAAGAAGCUUGUCUAACACUGAGUCGAAUGUUUCCAGAAGCAAGGCUGCUAAUUUUGAAAACAAAGAUAUGACUUCAACUACGCAGUCCACUACUGAUGAACUUCACAAUGCUGAUGUAGUUCCUGCAGAGCUGAUAAAUAGUGUGCCACACAUGCUUAUAGAAAAACAAAAGCAUCAUGUUGGUAAAGGUACUGCAGAGGCUAUUGGGAGUAAUUCAAAGAAUGCAUGUGAGACAGGCCAGCAUGAUGGUUACUGCUCAACUUCAGGUGAAAUUAGAGAUCCUCUUGGAGCAGCUAGUGGGUAUUUAUCGAGGAGCAGCAGUACCACUUUGUCAUGUGGAACUGAAUACGAUCAUGAUACCCAUCAUCUGGAAGAAACAUGUGGUCCCUGUGAUGACAGAGUGGUUAAUGAACCUGAUCCACUCUUUGUGCACGAUGGUAGAACUGAUGAAGCAGCAACAACAGAUCGAACAUCUGGAAUAGUGGAUACUUAUCCAGUUCAAGAGUGUAGACUGUGUUCUGCUGAUGGGAAGCUGAAAAUAAAAGAUGACCAAAAUUCCACUAGUGAUAAAGGUGGCCAAAAAGAAACAUUGGCAAUAUGUUCAAUAACAAAUGUGGCUGAUAAAGAGUUGAGCAGAACAUUAAGAUCUCUUGGUGAAUCUAUGGUUGAGAACAUACAGGAUAUCGAGAUGCUGUUUCAACCAAAUUCACUCUCGACUUCAGUGGAGAAACUUGAGAAAGCAAUUCCUAGAAGCACAGAGCAAGCUAAGGCAGUAGCAGCUCUAAAAGAACUCAGGAAGAUCAGUGACCUUUUACGUCAAAUCUAACCAGUACAGCUAUAAUUUCUUCCAUACAUACGGUGUUGAAGUUUUUUAUACGAAUCUCCAUUGGACAAUGGUUUUGAUGUAACAUGCUAACAGUAUAUAGCCAUCUGAUUGAUCGGUAAAUAGUAAUUUGUACAUGCCCCCUGUAAGCUGAUAAAUUGAACUGUACAUCUGAAACAGCUGCCUGCUGGUUGUGAAGUGAAGGUGGCAUACAUUUUUUUGGCUUGUGACCCAACAAUAAAUCUGCAAGGUUUCUGCGUUAUUAACCCUUUUUGCCAUUUCUUAUUUUGAGAACGGUGGCAAUUAAAGACGGCUGAUUAUUGUCCGUGUGAGAUGUGAAUACAGUGGCCACCUACCUCAUCUUAUGAAAGUGCAUUAAGGCUUGAGCUCAAUUCUAUAUCAUCCGAAAGUUUAUCAGCUGUUUAGAGAUUCACUUUCAAAACAUGUCAUUAGUUGAUAUGCGCUGAAAGAGCUGGAUUCAAUAUUGGUCCGAUCAUAUGCUUCAAGUUGGUUGAGUUGUGUUACAGUUAGCGUUUCUGUUUAUCGGUGUCGAAGCUGCGCCAGGUGAUGAUAUCAACCAUACAAGGUUGAGGCAUAAAAAAAAAUUACACUUGAUUCAUUUUGGCUUUUUAGAUACAUUUUUUUACUAUACUAGCAAACAUGGCAACGGAACUGUUGCAGUCAUCUUAAAAUCGGACUUCGUAAUUUAGCUAGAUGUGUAUUAUUCUAACUUGUAUAAGUAUAGGUCAUGAAUCUAGAUCACAAACGGAACAGAAAGGUGCAUGUGGAAGGUAAAUAUAACGGACAAAAUACAUUGGAUGGGAAACUACAGUAUGGUAUAUCAAGUUCUGUAAAGUAUAAAAGGAAUUAAGUUUGAUUCAUGCAGAGAAUGUCUGCACGACCCAAUAGCUUAGCUUCAACAAGAACUCACAAGGUGGAACAUAAAUGAAUAUAUCACCGAAGAUUGAUCGUGUUUCAAACUUGGUAAGGCCACGAUCAACGAUAAAUAGUGACGAACAAAAUUUUUCAUAGCAUGAGUUGUCCAUGUCACCUUACAACAAUGUCACCCACAAAAAAAAAA
Molecule: messenger RNA, 3544 nt
Organism: Sorghum bicolor (sorghum)
Lineage: Eukaryota; Viridiplantae; Streptophyta; Magnoliopsida; Poales; Poaceae
Exons: 5
Coding region: 241-2466 (741 amino acids)
Biological process (GO): activation of GTPase activity
Molecular function (GO): GTPase activator activity
Source: RefSeq, a predicted model, not a curated record